CCACAAUUGAAAGUUUCCCAGGGUUGGACUACCCUGCCCCCGGUCGCCCACGUGCGGGCCCUGGUCGACAGUGACUCUGGACGUUGCUCCAAUGCUCCUCGUCCAUGCCCAGCCUGAGCCUGCGAAAGCCAUCCGAGCCCCAGAGCCACCACGGAGAUAGUCCAGCAGUUUUGAGAGCAGCAUCUAUCACAUCCGCCGUCGCCUCGGGCCAAACUUCGCCAAUAUACCCUCCGCAGACGUCACUGGCGUCUGCUUCUCUCGCCUGUGUGCCCACUGCUCGUCCGAGGGACCACCAUGGCUCGCCCAGGCGGCGUAGCUGAGCAGCGAAGGGUAGGGCAAGCGAAAUGGCGGCGUGACAAGCGUCGCCCGACGUGGCCUCUGAUCUCGUCUUGCCAUGUGGACCAAACUGGGACCGCCUCCUUGGUUAUUGGCCGGGGCUUCUCGCGAUUCCUGCCUGCGACCGAAUGGGAAGUGGGCCGAGCCAUAUUUGCCUUCGCUUUUGCGACCGCUCCUUCUCUUACGCCUCAGGCCGCCAGAAGAGACAUCUGUCUAGAUGGCCCCAGAACCGCAGUCGCUCAGGCGGUGCGUGGUCUCAGGCCAAGCACGCCAGGUCGGCCAGGUAGGAAGCAGGUGCGGAUGGUAGACUUAGACUUCUCCCACACGUCGCCAAAACGGCCAUCGCGAGCCGACGCUUGCGAGGGUGGGUGGCUGUCUCUGCUCGUCGCCGUCCUGCAGGCCUCCAUCAACGGUUCCCUCAACCCCCUUCCAAGCCCUCGUGGCUCGUCUCCAAAGUUUGAAUGUGAAACCACUUCCCCGCAGACUCCCGCACGUGUGCUUACCACCAUCUUGGAUCCAUUUCGCGGCGCUAGGAGCGCGGUACCGUCCAGGGUCGGGCGCGGCACUGUGGUCGUAGCGUAGACAGCCCUGAACCCUUAAUGCCAGGGUGCGAUGGAUGCGAGCGACGCUAUCCUCACCU
Molecule: messenger RNA, 976 nt
Organism: Lindgomyces ingoldianus
Lineage: Eukaryota; Fungi; Ascomycota; Dothideomycetes; Pleosporales; Lindgomycetaceae
Exons: 2
Coding region: 295-918 (207 amino acids)
Source: RefSeq, a predicted model, not a curated record